This is a messenger RNA of Ceratitis capitata (Mediterranean fruit fly), 2751 nucleotides long. RefSeq names its product translocating chain-associated membrane protein 1-like 1 (gene TRAM). Gene Ontology annotation, cellular component: endoplasmic reticulum membrane. Lineage: Eukaryota; Metazoa; Arthropoda; Insecta; Diptera; Tephritidae. Gene Ontology annotation, biological process: protein insertion into ER membrane; SRP-dependent cotranslational protein targeting to membrane, translocation; ceramide biosynthetic process. Gene Ontology annotation, molecular function: sphingosine N-acyltransferase activity. The coding region runs from base 296 to 1399 and encodes 367 amino acids. The record is from RefSeq and is a predicted model, not a curated record. The transcript has a single exon.
GAACGUUGUAUUUGCACUUAAAUAAAAUUUUAAUCUAUGUGGCAGCACACUUUAAUACUUUCGGGACUUUCAUGUCCAAUACCCGACAUGAAGUAAACAAAGUCUGACAAAACUGCCAAUUGGAAAUGUCAAAGCUGUGAUGAAAACGAAGGUAGCGUCAACGUCAGCGAUAGUGUACGUCAAAUUUUGUUGAAGAGCAGUGGUCGUAGCCACAUCAGCAACUGGAUAGCAUUUGGUAAAUCCAUCAAAACACUUGAAACGGUGCAACAGCAAAUAAACAUUUAGUGGCUCCACGAUGGCGAUAAAACCUGGCAUGGGACGCAAGUCCAGCAGUAAGAAUCCACCAAUUUUAAGUCAUGAAUUUGUCAUACAAAAUCAUGCGGACAUCAUAUCCUGUGUUGCAAUGAUAUUCGUUGUGGGACUCAUGGACGAAUCAACAUCACCUUUUGCCAGCGCCUUCAUUUCACUGCAUCACAAUGUGUCAGGUGAGGAACCCAGCCGUGAGAACCCACUCGGUAAGCCAUUUAGCUACGUGGCAGGUAUCAAGGAUUACUGCGCAAUCUUCUUUUAUACAUUAACAUGCAUUAUUAUGCAUGCCAUCAUCCAAGAGUAUAUAUUAGAUAAAGUAUCCAAGAAACUUCAUCUAUCCAAAUUCAAACUUUCGCUGUUUAAUGAAUCUGGGCAACUAAUUGUGUUUUAUAUAUUCUCGUUCGUCAUGGGCGCCAAUGUGAUACUACGCGAAGGAUACUUAAGCAAAUUUUCUCAGUUAUGGGAGGGUUUCCCCAACCAUCCGAUGUCGUUCCAGCACAAACUGUUCUUUAUUAUUCAAAUGGCGUACUACUUACACAUGCUUCCUGAGCUCUAUUUCCAGAAAGUGAAAAAAGAAGAUCAACAAAGUAAAAUCGUUCAUUCCAUUUGCGGAUUUUCCAUCGUUUGCAUAGCAUACACACUCAGUUUCCAACGCAUUGCAUUGGUAUUGCUAACUCUGCAUUACCUUGGUGAAACAGUGUCGCACAUAAUCCAACUGAUUGGUGUUUUCGAUCGUGAUGAGAAACUUGUUAGUGUACGCCUCGUCAAUAACGUAACCUUUGUUUUUGUACGAUUCACGGCAAUGGUAAUUGGUGUUCUAACAUUAUACUAUGGCGUUGCCGCAGAGAGUGCGCUGCGAGCUUAUGCAGCCCUUGUCGGUCUAAUGGCUUUGCAGGGUUAUCUCAUCUAUUCUUUCAUUACUGAAGAAUUACGCGCUACACGAGAAGCAAAACGAGAGGCUAAACAACUGCAACAGCAACAACAAGCGAAGAAAUCGAAAGCGGCGAAGGAAAAGGCGAAAAAAAAGAAGGAAAGUGAUCUACCUGAGGCCGAUCAGAGUCCCAGCCCUGUGAAGUCAAAGGCUAAAUAAGCAUUCCAUGGCGAGUGCCAAAUCAACUACGUCCACCAAUAACAUAAACAAUAAUAUUCAAUAUUAUCAAAUAUGCAAAUGAGCUACUUUCCAAAAUUUACCAGCUCAUUUACAUAUGCAUAUGUAUACAUCUGUAGAUAUGUUCAUCUAUAAAUUUUUGAAAUUUCGAAAUCAAAUGUCUCCCGCGCAAACAAAUUACAAACACACGUAUUCGUACGUCAAAAAAAAAAGCUGGGUAAAUAGCGCUUAUAUGAUGUUACAUACAUAUAUAAAUAUACAUAUGUAUGUAGUACAUAAUGGUAAUGAGUUGAGAAUGGGAUAUGAAAGCGAUGACUGCAUUUAAUAAGUAUAUACAAAAUUUCAAAUCCAGAUUGUGUACAAACUGAUAAACAACAACAAUAUCUAAGCAAAAAAAUCAAAAGCCUAAAGCCGCCGCCGCUGCCAACGCCGUCGUUGCUGCUGACGCUAUUGCUAAAUCUAAGGCAUAUUUUUUAUUAAAAUAAAAUUAGUUAUUUUUUCACUUUAUUUUUGUACUUUUUAACUUAAAAUGCUAUUUUACAUACUCGUUUCUACAGUAAACAAAAAACUAUUAAAAUAAAAAAGUCUAAAAAAUCAAUCGUUACUAGUGCAAUGAAUCAACAACUGUUGCUUCCAUAUUUGGUUAACUGUUUGAAUUUAAAGUAAAAUGUUUAAAUUUACGCUGAGGAUUUUAUCAGCGAAUAUAUAAAAAUCUAAUAACAAAACAAAAAACUAAAAUAUAUUCCGCUAUCAUAAGCCCCAAAAUACAUAUGUAUAUUCAAAAUGCACACUGCAUCGAAAAGCUAAAUUUGUUUGAGACUGAAUUAAGCUGAACUUGAAAAUUGUGCUAGGGUUUUACGAUCUAAAUGCUGAACCAUGACAAAGCCAUACAAUUAAUGUAAUUACAUCACAUAUAUGUACAUGUGUGCAUACAUACGAACAUAUGUGUGGGCAAAGCCAACAAACAAAAUGUUUGUACCGACAAAAAAUUAAAAUAAAAAGUUAAUAAAAUAUGUUGAACAUGAAAAGAUCAAUGAAAACAUCUUAGUAAGGACUUUGAUACUGGUAUCCAUAGAAUAACUACUAAAGUGUUAUAAGUAGUUUUAAGAGAUUGUAAGCUUGCUUCAAUAUUUUUGUAUUAAUUAUGCACAAAUUUCAAGGAAAAAAAUUUCCAAAAAAAAGCAUUGAAAAAAUUUCCCUUAACAAAAUUUAUUUUUUACUCUAAAAGAAUGUUGUAUGCAUGCGUGCAUACAAAUGAAAUUAUACAACGCAGACCAAAUCUGAACUAAUCUGCGUGUCCUUAUAAAAGCUCAUAAAAAUUUACUUUAUAUAAA